AUGACUAAGCUUGGCGAACGAAGAUUUGGAAAGGGCUCUACCACGCAUGCCGCAAACGCUACAAAUUUGGGUGUAUCCUUCCAACUGCGCAGUGGAUUUUUUAAGAUGAGGCACAGUGUGUGCGGUACUGGCUCCACCCUUACUCUUAAG
Molecule: messenger RNA, 150 nt
Organism: Loa loa (African eye worm)
Lineage: Eukaryota; Metazoa; Nematoda; Chromadorea; Rhabditida; Onchocercidae
Exons: 1
Source: RefSeq, a predicted model, not a curated record